UACAUUCAUUAUAUCCAUGUUUAGGGUAAGUAUUUUCGGACAGAGGGAGAGGUCUAGUCUUAUCGGUGUCGUACGUGUGGGUGGAGAGGGGAUGGAUCUUAGAUGAGCUUGACUAUGACGAUACGUCGGGUCAUCGCCGACACGGUGCAGAGAGGGAGCGACGGACCAAGACAAUGGCGCGGAGCCAUUUCCGCGUUGCUUCGCGCUCGCGCGUGCGUGUGCUACCAUUUCCCGUCUCUUCUACUACUAGUAGCUGGGCCGGAGAAGGUAGCAGUCGCAGUACACUACGUACAGUCAGUGAGUCGUCAUGGCGUUGGCGGUCAUUGGUGAUGCGGCCGCGGUGACACAGCUCAUCGGGCAGGCGACCGGGCUCAUCGCCAAGAUCAUUCGGGCGGUGGAGACGGCUCGCCAGAACAGGGUGGAGUGCGACCACCUCGUCUGCCGCGUGUCCUCGGUCCACGGGGUGGUGUAUAACCUGCCGCCGUACCAGGAGAUGGCGCCGCCGCUCAAGGUGGUGAACCACACGCUUGAGGAGGCACACCGCAUGGUCAUCGCCUGCCGGAACCGGGGCGCCGCCAGCCAGUUCUUCGGGUCCCGCCGCAUCGCCGAUUGCUUCAGCCAAAUCAAUCUGCGGAUUGCGGCCGACGUCGUCAUCCUCAACCUCAGCCUAUGCAGCUGCAUGGCCCGGCGACACUCCAACCAAGUCCUUCAUCCCGUUCCCAAUGACAUCGGGGUGCCCACCUCGACAAUAGCCAUGGCGCCAGGCUUCAGCUCUGGCUCCCUGCAAACUCAGAUGGUGGUGUCGCAGUCGCCGUCGCAGGUAAGUUCGGUCUCGUUCGAUAACCCCAGGGCGCUCACGGGGUCGGAGAUUGCAGCGGCGACCAGCUUUGCCGUCGAGCUCGGCCGCGGCAGCUCGGGGAGGGUAUACAUGGGACGUCUCCAGUUCCAACACCACGGCACGGUGACGGUGGCGGAGGUGGCCGUGAAGGUGCUGGAAAAGCACGGCCGGCAUGGCGUGGAGGACGCGUUCGUGGCGGAGAGCAACAUCCUUUCCGGCCUCCGGCACGACCACAUCGUGCGCCUCGUCGGCUGGUGCGCGGAGCAGGAGUACCGCAUGCUGGUCUACGAGCAUAUGGGCAAAGGCACGCUUAGGGACCAGCUGCAGCAAUUGGGCGGCUGCUCAUCGGCGUCGCCGGUGACGAGGUCCUGGGACUGGGAGACCCGCGUGGAGAUGCUGCUGGCCGUGGCACGGGCCAUCCACUACAUGCACCGCGGCGCGGAUCCGGUGGUCAUCCAUCGCAACGUCAGCUCGUCCAACAUCCUCCUGGACGCCAACUGGACGCUGCGCCUGUCCGGCUUCGGCUCAGCGGUGUUCCAAGCGGCGGGUGAGGACGAGGAGCACGGCGCCGGCGGCCAGCUCGUGGAGGAGGUCGUCGGCACGCGCGGGUACAUCGACCCGGAGUACAACCUCACGAACCGCGUGAACCCGGCCAGCGAUGUGUACAGCUUCGGGGUGGUGAUGCUGGAGGCGCUGACGGGGAGGCCGCCGGACGUCUACGGGGUGACCCUCGGCCUCCUCGUGGACUCGGCGCUCCCGAUCAUACGCAUGGGAAACCUGCGGGAGGUGCUGGAUGGCCGCCCGUCGCCGCAGCCAACGCGGCGUCAGCUGGAUGCGCUGGAUCUCGUGGCGCACACGGCGAGCCACUGCCUGUGGCCGGGCCGGCAGAACCGGCUGCCCAUCUCUCACGUCGUGGCCAACCUGCAGACGGCGCUCCAGAUGAUUCGCAGCAAUGAGCCAGUGUCUUGGGCACGCAUCGAUUGACUCAAAAUUAAAGUAGCGAGCCUACAUCACGCAGCUAGCGUGAUAAGCUCUUCCAAACCAAUCAAAAAAAGUAGCGAGUCUACAAAAAUGGCUCCAUAUAUAUAUAUAUUUUUUCCUAAAUCUCAAUUUGAUAAGCAAGCGACUACACGUUAGAUAAACCCUAAUCUAUCCUCUUGUACAAUGCUUUUUGUUGAAUAAUCCAUCAUAUAAAGCUUCUUG
Hordeum vulgare subsp. vulgare (domesticated barley) is the source of this 2041-nucleotide messenger RNA. RefSeq names its product probable serine/threonine-protein kinase PBL7. The coding region runs from base 308 to 1822 and encodes 504 amino acids. Gene Ontology annotation, molecular function: ATP binding; protein serine/threonine kinase activity. Lineage: Eukaryota; Viridiplantae; Streptophyta; Magnoliopsida; Poales; Poaceae. The record is from RefSeq and is a predicted model, not a curated record. The transcript has a single exon. Gene Ontology annotation, biological process: cell surface receptor signaling pathway; protein phosphorylation.